UUUUAUAAGCUCACGAUGCUGAGAUGUCUCAGUUGUUCCGGCGUUCUCCGUGUGUUAAGUACGACUUUGGGAGGGGACAAAAUGCUUGGCUCAAUUGGCUUAGUUACCGUUUUGGUCUUUAUAUCUGGGGGUGUUGUGGCCCAACAAAAGCCCUUGUAUCCACCUUUGUCACUGGGUGGUCCUUUAGAGGCCUUAACGCCACCCUCCGCCUUUGAGAUGCGAACGGCGAGCAUCACUUCAUUGCGAGCGAAUUUCGAUGAUAGUUUAUUGCGCAACAUAUCUCAGGGAGCUCAGCAAUUUGCAUUGGAUCUACUGCAGCGGAUCUCAGAGGGUGUCGAGCGGGAUAAUGCCGAUUUCAUGAUAUCCCCCUUUUCGGUAUGGUCCUUGCUCAUUCUUCUAUACGAGGGUGCCGAUGGGUCAACAUAUCAGCAAUUGCGUCAGGCACUUCGCAUCAAUGUGGAUGAUGAGCAAUUGCGAGCCGUCUAUCAGGUGUGGAGUCAAUACUUAAACGUUAAGACCUCUACCAUUGAGGUGGCAUCCCUUCAGGCUGUCUACACGGACAGUCAUUCGCCAUUGAAGAGCAGCUAUCGUGAUGUUGUUAAGAACUAUAAUGUUCAGCCGAUCGAAGUGGAUUUCUAUAGUCGGCAAUCGGUGAUACAGAUCAAUGAGGAUACAAAUCGUUCAACACGCGGCCUAAUACCAUACACGGUCCUGCCGCAGGAUGUUGUGGGUGCUAAAAUGUUUUUGCUCUCCUCAUUAUUCUUUAAGGGACAGUGGAAGUUACCCUUUAAUCAGUCAGCUACUCGUACGGAACCUUUCUACAAUGAAAACGGAGAGGUUGUUACCCAAAUACCAAUGAUGGUGCAGGAGGCCGACUUUGCAUAUAUCACAAAAAUCGAAGGUUUGGAUGGUUAUGUUCUGGAAUUGCCCUACGGCAAGGAGGAUCGUCUCUCUAUGAUUGUGAUAUUGCCGAAACGGGGCUUUAAACUCCAUGAUAUUGCCAACAAUCUGAAGAAUAUGGGUCUAUCGCCUAUAGUCCAACGUUUGGAGGCUUUUAAACGUUCUGCUUCCGAGGAUAAUCUUGUCGAGGUGGUAAUGCCUAAAUUCACUACUACCACAGACUUUAAUAUGACAAAUGUCCUCAAUCAGAUGGGCAUACGAGACCUGUUCGAUGAGGAUCGCGCUAAUCUCAAUCGCAUGGCUUCUGGCUUAUAUGCCAGAGUUUGUAUCCAUUCCACCAAGAUUAUUGUCGAUGAGAAGGGCACAACAGCCGCCGCUGUUACAUCGGCAUCACUUGUCAACAAGGCUACCCCACCAAAAUUCGUUCUCAAUAAACCCUUUCAAUAUCUAAUUGUGGAUAAGUCAACAAAUCUGCUACUGUUUGCUGGUCAAGUUCGUAACCCUAAGGAGCUUUAAGCUUGAGUAAUAUUUUUAUUUUAUUUUUUUUUUAUGUACGAAUAAACAGUUUUUUAAUCUAAA
Messenger RNA from Drosophila willistoni, 1479 nucleotides. Its product is annotated as serine protease inhibitor 77Ba-like. The transcript has 5 exons. The record is from RefSeq and is a predicted model, not a curated record. Gene Ontology annotation, molecular function: serine-type endopeptidase inhibitor activity. NCBI's taxonomy places the organism in Eukaryota, Metazoa, Arthropoda, Insecta, Diptera, Drosophilidae. The coding region runs from base 16 to 1416 and encodes 466 amino acids.